GCUGUCCGAGAGUUUUCUGGAUCUCUUUCUCCCAAUUUCUCUGCGAGCCAUGGAAGUGAUGAUCGGGAGCUACCUGGCUUAUGCCUUGGUGGCCCUCAUUGGCCUCUUUCAUGUACGCUUCUACCAGGAAGACCUGUUGAGCGUGGUCCUGGGGGCUUGGAAGAUCGCCAUGAACUCCUGGGAGAAGCUGAAGGCAGAAGCCGCAGCGGCACGAGUGGAUGCCUACAAAGCACGCAUGGACGAGGAGCUCUACAACCUACGUUUUUUGAACCUGGACUUGGCCAGUCGCAUUGCGGCACAAGGACAAAUCAUUUGGAUGUGCUACGCAGCGAAGCAGCUCAUACACCAGCCAAAUCCAGCGUACGUGGUUGAGAUCCUCUGCAUCUCAUGCUUCUACAUGAUCACCAUCUACGUCACUUGGGGCGUGGAGAAGCGCAAGCGCUCGGCCGUUCGACCUGCGGCCAUCUCUGCCUACCUGGUGCUGCUCUUCAAGAUUUGGACGUGCCCCAAUUUAGAGCACUACGCAGUGAGUCAGAUGCACAACAUGGCCCUAGCUUUCACAAUGGCAACGGUGUUUGUUGAUACUUGGCUCACGAUUCCCUUGGGUGUCUGUGUUUUUGGCUUGGACGCCUGGACCUUCUCGUCCAUGGGCGGCGAAAUGACCAGAGAAGCCAUGAGCAGAUAUCUCUACGCUCUUCUGCUCUACGUCAUUGUGGCCUGCUGCGCUGAGCACACUGGCAGAAGGUUCAUCCAGAAGUUGCUGGAUGCCAAUUCCAUGGUGGAAGGCUUCCGCCGGAUGCUGACGGCCAUCAGCGACGGGGACGUCCUGAUCGAUAGUCACUUCCACAUCCACGGGGAGCCGCAGUGCCUGACCGACUUCACUACCGCCGAGCAAAUGUCUGGGACAUCCUUCCUCUCCUUGCUCUCAGACAAGAAGGCCGAGGAGGAGUUUGUGAAGUUUGUGGAGAAGUCCAGCCAGGCCGACAGUUGCCAGAGUGCGCCACCCUGUGUGAGGAUUCAUUUGCGCAGCAAGUAUGGCGCCUCUCGGGGGCUGGAUGUGUGCCACGUGCUGGUGCAGGACCUCUUUGGCUCUGUGGAGCCCUAUCACUUGAUCGUCUUCAAAGAAGAUCCGGAGCAGCGUGAAGAUCCCUCUGCCUCCGCUGACAGCAUUCCCGAGGAGUUGCUGAAGCCCCGCGUCGUGCCCCGAAGCAUCACUGAGGCCUCGGAUGGCACGUGCAUCCUUGAGACCUUUCAAGAGCUUGCAGAGAUGAGUUUCGUCUUAGACGGCAGCACAGAGCAGUUCGACAUUUUGCAAGCGAAGUUAAACUUCGAGCGGCGGACACGAAAGCCCGAUGUGCAUUCGCGAAUGCCUCAUUUGCAGAAGUUUGCACGUCCAGUGGACUGGAACGCCACCUUCACCAGACUACAUCAGUUCAUAUGGCGGUGUUAUGAAGAAAUCUCGCCACCGCCACCUCUUUCUCUUGGAGCCAUGUACCUCAAGCUGCCUGAUGACAACACCAGGACGUAUCUUUAUGCCAAGACGACCACGGUCUCCUUGGAAUCACCUGUCCUUCUUCCUGAAGGAGCACCUGAUGACUAUUUUCCUCCGUUGCGGGUUGUGUUGACCUUCCAAGACUUUGCGCAGGAUCGGAAGGGCUGGAACGUCAACUGGGCCAAAUCCAUGGGUAUGGAUCCUCAACAUCCUGAUGAUGUUUGAGCCUUUAUUGCCUGAGUUGCCGGUGGCCAUUUUGUCGCGUCGAUUCGCUCGACCCUGCGUCAAGCCGGACCCCCUUGCGGGGUCACCAUGAAUCCCAUGAGACAGAGGUCAACGGCCCCAACAUCGGCCAAGGGCCCAGUCGUCUCCGGUUGCGGAA
This is a messenger RNA of Durusdinium trenchii, 1874 nucleotides long. The record is from the annotation of a GenBank genome assembly. NCBI's taxonomy places the organism in Eukaryota, Dinophyceae, Suessiales, Symbiodiniaceae.